Molecule: messenger RNA, 3512 nt
Organism: Misgurnus anguillicaudatus (oriental weatherfish)
Lineage: Eukaryota; Metazoa; Chordata; Actinopteri; Cypriniformes; Cobitidae
Gene: il11b
Product: interleukin 11b
Biological process (GO): positive regulation of cell population proliferation; positive regulation of MAPK cascade
Cellular component (GO): cytoplasm
Molecular function (GO): cytokine activity; growth factor activity
Source: RefSeq, a predicted model, not a curated record
AUAGUAUAUAAGAGACUCCUUUCACUUCUCUAAAUGUUAGUUGAGUGAUAACACUAGUUUGUACACAGGGCAACUCUAUUACCAUUUGAGGUUUUAGGAUUACCAUGAGACUGCUUCCCGAAUCCACCCUUUCUCUGAUCUUCCUAAUGACUUGGACUGAGCUCUUUCACUUCACUAUGGGCCGUCCUGUUUCUUCGUCACAUGGAAGAGAAGGCCUGCAGAGACUUCAGGACGAAAUGCGCAUACUGUCCACAUUGUUAACGGAGAAAAUGGAUAUGUCAGAGAUGAUGGAAGACUUUGAACGUGACCUUACCUCACUACCCACACUGAGAUUCACAGCACAAGACCUGAAAUCUCUUGAGGUGAGCAGCACCUUAGCACAUCUGAACUCCGGUCUUACAUCAUUUCUCUUUCACCUUGACUGGCUGAUGCAGAAACAGAACGAAUUUGAGAUGGAUUCUAGUAAGACAGAGAAGCUCAUUCAUCGCAUCAAAAGCAUCAGCCGCAAAGUGCUCAAAGAGAUUGGGAGCGCACCACCCGAGUUUGUACGCCCUACCCUGCCUACCCUAAAUACAUCCUGGAGUAUGUACCAGACCACAAUGGAGAUCCAAAAGAAACUGUAUUUAUUCUGUGACUGGUACAGGAGAGCUCUCGGAGUUCUGAAACGUAGACGAUAGCGGCUCAUAUCGAAUGAAGCCUGUAGCCCUCCUCUCAUCUCCAUGCUGUCGGCACAGUGGCCUUAAAGUUUCCAAUUCCUUAAAGGAGGGGUAAGCGGUAUUGGACAAGUACGUUGGGCCGAGUACCAAAACACACUUGUAGCUAAUCAUCAGUAAGGGGCGUGUCUACUAAUAAUGGGGAGGAUAGUGCGCUCAGACUUACUUGCGCUACUGCAAGUAUUUAAGCCUGCAGCAUGUGUAUGCGUUCUAUGUCUCCUGUUACCAGGCAUUUGUCCGCAGCAACAUACCAACCUCUGCUUCUUCCUCUUGUGGCGAUUGUUUAACGUCCAAGGGGCAAACUUCCAAUCCCACUCGUGAAUCCAACACCAAAGCGACUUACACUUUUGUGACUUAAACCUUUUGAGUGACUACCGUUGAGCUAAGAGGGUGUGGUUUCAACAUCCAGGCACCUCAGCUCCAUACGUUCCACCUCUUUGUCCAUUUUUUAUCCGUGAGUGACUCGUGGUGAUGCAAUACUGGCCCACCCACUUUUGGCUUCAGAAAUGCCAAAUUCCUUUUAAGGAAGCGCUGCCAUAUUUGCAAUGCCUCAGGUCUUGCUAGAACAAGACUUGUCGAUCCUGCACAUGUCAAAGGAUCCUAUUAUUUGAAGAUGGUCGAUUGGCUCUUUUACUGGGAGGCGGGACUAGAGCUAUUCUUUAUUUACAUUAAUACCAGUGAUGCAUCUUGUUAAUAUUAAGUAUCUUCUAAAAAGCUCUUCGGACACCUACGGGUGACGUCACGGACACUACGUCCAUGUUUUAUACAGUCUAUAGGUACAUUCACAUUAUAAGCGACUUUGUCGCUGUGUGUCGCUCGUCUCUUUCAAUUGAGGCAUUUCUAAAUCUGGUUGUCAUAAACAAAUGAGUAACGUCCAAUCCAGUAAGUGACGAGAGACGGAUAACGUGAACUCCACUGCUUUGCUCUCAUUGGUAGUCACUCCCGAAAGGCGUUCAUAAUUUUCAUAAAGUUAAACAUUUCUUUGUCAUGUGUCGCCAAUUUUCCAUUGAAAUCAAUGAGAUUGCGUCGCUCUGCUAUUGCUAUUCGCUGCUAGCCUGAAUGCAGCUUAUGUAAGCGUUGCCUUCCGCCUGAAACUAAGCAAAACCAUUAACACGUUAAAACAUGCAGUACUAGUACCAAAACGCAUUUGACCUGGAUUACCGGCUGGCACAGCAUAUUCAUUGCCUGGGUGGGUUGUGUAUGUAUGUGUGGGGCGGGUCUAUCAAAUUAGGCUCCGAAACCUUUUGAGGGUAGCUGCGUGUUUGUUUUGGUGUUUUGAAAUAUUUGAAAUAUAUACCCAAAAAAAGCUUAUCCCUCCUUUAACUCUUCUGUUCUGACAGAUUCCUCCAUUUCAUUUUAUCCUGAAUAAGAGGAGUUUUUCAUACAUUUCAUAUUUAAAUUAUAUAUUUAAUAUUUAAAGUUAUUUAUUGAUGAGUUGUUUGUUUACAUUGAAGUAUUUUUGUAAAAUGUUUUCAAUAAGGGUGUAUUAAACAUUAGUAAAUGCAUUAACUAACAGACAUUAAUACAUCAUGUAUUAAUUCAUGUUAAUGUUAGUUCAUGUCAAUACAGUUAGUCAUGUAAGUUCAUGGGGCAUUAGUUAAUGUGAACACUUACAAUGCUUGGUUUUAUAAAUGUAGUACUUUACAUGAACUAACUAAAUGUAACUAAUACAACCUUAUUGCAAAGUGUUACCAGUAUUUUUUAUACACAAAGUGGAUGAGACAGCACUUUAUGAAAAUCUUGCUUGUGCCAAAUGGGACUUUGUGAAAUCAACUGCAGGCAGUUGCUAAAAGUGGUCACUAGAUGUCGCCAUGUAACACAUUAUUGUGCUAUAGUGAAAUGAUGCAGUCUAGGUCGUGCAGUUAUUUAAUUUUUUUAUUUAUUUAUUUCGAUCACGUCCUACUUGACAUAUCAAAGUGCCAAAUUAUAAUUUGGGUCUUAGAAAAAACAAGAAAAUUACCUUAAAAGUUUUAUUAAGGCUUAUUCAUUCAAAGAACUGUUGAACAAAUGAAAUGAUGUGAGGAAUAAAUUUGGUUUUAAUGUUUAUACCUUUGUUCAGAUUACAUAAUAUUAAAAUACAUAUUUUCCAGAUUUCCCAGGAACAAAAAAACUCUGUCUGUUCCUCACAGCUUUGUUUACAUGCAGCUUUGUUUUACGUUUUGAAAUGCACACAAUGUCUGUGACGUUACCUUUUGUUUAUUCUUUACUUGUGUUUAGUCUACAUUGUGAAAAUGUAAGAGAUUGUGAACUGAUGCAGGAUGCAGUAACUAAGGUCAAAGUUUUUCCAAGUUUAAGAGUUUAAGACAACAGACUGACACAUUCAUACAAAGCCUAAAUUUACGUUGUUUAGUCACCAGGCCCAUAAUGAAGUGGUGUUAACAUUUGAUAAUCAUUUGGAAAAAUCAUUCAUUUGUAAGAGAAGUAUGUCUACUAAACUCUAAUGCACCAUGAUUUAAGAUGCAUAUGAUUCAGUGCUUGUAUGAGUCACAGUGUUACUUGUUUUUAUUUUUCAUACAUUUCAAUAUUUAUUUAUUUUUGUAUUUAUUAUUUGUGUAUUUAAUUGUUUCAUCACAUUGUUUUUCAAUAAAAAUGUUACAUUACAAUUUUACAUUCUGUGCCAAGGAGAUACUAAAGUAUGGGAACAUUGUGUUUGGAACCAAUAUGUACUUUUGGGGUACUAAUAUGCGCUCAUUGAUACCCGCAUGUACCUCUCAGUUACUAAUAUGAACUUACAAAGGUGUACUUUUUGAAAGGGUACAGCAUGGGACCAUUUUAUGAUCAUUUAUUCUGACAGUGUAC